AUGAAGACCGUCGCCACCAUCGCCGCCUUGGCCGCCAUGGCCAACGCCCACGCCACUUUCCAACAGCUCUGGAAGAAUGGAAAGGAUCUUGAGAGCACCUGCGCCAGGCUGCCUUCCACCAACAGCCCCAUCGAGGACUACACCAGCAAGGCUCUUCAGUGCAACGUCAGCCCUGCUGCCGCAAAGGGAAAGUGUGCUUUCGCAGCUGGUGACACAGUUACUAUUGAAAUGCACCAGCAGUUCAACAGCCGUGACUGCAAGACCGAGGCCAUUGGUGGUGCUCACUGGGGACCCGUCCUUGCCUACCUGUCCAAGGUUGAAGAUGCCGCCACUGCCGAUGGUUCCAGCGAGUUCUUUAAGAUCUACGAGAACACCUGGGCCAAGAACCCAGCCGCGUCUCAGGGAGACAACGACUUCUGGGGUACCAAGGACCUCAACUACAACUGCGGAAAGCUCGACUUCACCAUCCCCAAGGACCUCGCCGCUGGUGACUACCUCCUCCGCGCUGAGGCUAUUGCGCUUCACGCUGCUGGCCCUGCUGGUGGUGCUCAGCACUACGUCACUUGCUACCAGCUUACUGUUACUGGUAGCGGUACUCUCGCGCCCAAGGGUGUCACAUUCCCUGAGGCCUACAGCAAGACUGGCCCAGGUCUUGGUUUCUCUAUCCACGCCAACCUUGACUCUUACCCUGCCCCUGGUCCUAAGCUGAUUGCUGGCGGUACCAAGGCCACCCCCUCCCUCCUGACCUUUGGCACCCUUUCUGGUGCCCCUGCUCCUGAGGCUGGUGCUCCUGCUGAUGACGAGACUCCUGUCGCUUCCGCUUCGUCUGCUGCCGCUUCCACUCCUGCUGCCACUCCUAGCAGCCCCGCCGAGGAUGCUGAGCCCUCUGCUACCCCUGCUGAGACUCCCGCCCCUGUUGUUCCCUCUCCUGCUGCCCCCUUCCCUAUCAGCAACGGCACUUCUUCUGCUCUCCCUGUCGUUACCUCUUCCAGCGCCGUCGCCUCUACCACCUUGGCCACCGCUGUCCGCCCAACCCCUACCGGCGAUGCUAGCGGUGAUGCUAGCGGCUCUGUUAAGGAAUACUACCAGUGUGGCGGCAUGAACUACAAGGGUGCGACUGAAUGUGCCGAGGGCCUUGAGUGCAAGCAGUGGAACCCCUACUACUUCCAGUGCGUCAAGUCUGGAUCCAGCAACGGUUCCCAGCCUCCCCCAUCCAACAACGCUCCUUCCACCGGCGCUCCCUCUACCGGUGCUCCUUCAACUGGCGCUCCCUCCACCGGCGCCCCAUCUGACAACGGCCCCUCCGACAACACCCCAGCCCCCAAGCCCGAGCCCACCAACGUCACCCCCGAGGCCGCUCCUUCCGCCGCUCCUUCCGCCCCCGCCGCUGGCGCUGGUGAGAAGAAGUACACCCUCGAGACCUUUAUUGCCUUCCUUGAGGAGGAGGCUGGUGCCGAGAAGGCGGCCAAGAUCCGCCGUAUGAUUGAGGCUCUUCUCUAA
Messenger RNA from Bipolaris zeicola 26-R-13, 1500 nucleotides. Its product is annotated as carbohydrate-binding module family 1 protein. Gene Ontology annotation, molecular function: cellulose binding. Gene Ontology annotation, biological process: carbohydrate metabolic process. Gene Ontology annotation, cellular component: extracellular region. Bases 1 to 1500 code for a protein of 499 amino acids. Lineage: Eukaryota; Fungi; Ascomycota; Dothideomycetes; Pleosporales; Pleosporaceae. The transcript has 3 exons. The record is from RefSeq and is a predicted model, not a curated record.